CGGCCCCUUUAAGGCGCAGGGCAUUGUGGGUGCGGGGAGUGGAAUUUUGGAACGAAAUGUAGCGAAGAGAAGUACAGUAGUAAGAGUAACAUUGUACCCGCCGCCGGCCGAGGGGGCGCGCCGCGGACCGGACGCCGCACCCCCUUUCUGCCGCAGGGACCCCGGAUCAAACCUCCAGAGGGAGGAGGCGCCUGAGGACCCGCCCCGGCCCCGUCCACGUUCCCCCCAGGAAGCCGGACUCUAUGGGGCGGGACCCUGGGGGAGACUGAGCAGAAUCUGGAGCCAGCCCCGAACCCCUGAACCUUGAGCCAGGGGCGCCCCGGGAGCACCCACCCGUGGGUGCGCCGCUCUCCUGCUGAGCAGCCAUGAGUGAGACGGUUAUCUGCUCCAGCUGGGCCACUGUCAUGCUUUACGAUGAUAGCAACAAGCGAUGGCUGCCGGCAGGCGCGGGCCCCCAGGCUUUCAGCCGCGUCCAGAUCUACCACAACCCCACAGCCAAUUCCUUCCGUGUGGUCGGCUGGAAGAUGCAGCCGGAACAGCAGGUGGUCAUCAACUGUGCCAUCGUCCGGGGUAUCAAGUAUAACCAGGCCACCCCCAGCUUCCACCAGUGGCGCGACGCCCGCCAGGUCUGGGGCCUCAACUUCGGGAGCAAGGAGGACGCGGCACAGUUCGCGGCAGCCAUGGCCGGCGCCCUAGAGGCAUUGGAAGGAGGGGGGCCCCCCCCACCCCCACCACCUGCGGCACCUUCCACCUGGUCUGUCCAGAACGGUCCCACCCCAGAGGAAGUGGAGCAGCAGAAAAGGCAGCAGCCGGGCCCGCCAGAGCACAUGGAGCGCCGAGUCUCCAAUGCAGGAGGCCCACCUGCUCCCCCGGCUGGGGGACCACCCCCACCGCCAGGACCUCCUCCUCCUCCUGGUCCCCCUCCACCCCCUGGUGCCCCCUCAGGGGUCUCAGCCGCAGGGCAUGGAGGAGGGGGAGGCCCGCCUCCUGCACCCCCUCUCCCCACAGCACAAGGCCCCAGUGGUGGGGGAACAGGGGCCCCCGGCCUUGCGGCAGCCAUCGCUGGAGCUAAACUCAGGAAAGUCAGCAAGCAGGAGGAGGCCUCAGGGGGGCCCUCAGCCCCCAAAACAGAGAGCACUCGGAGCACAGGUGGGGGGCUCAUGGAAGAGAUGAACGCCAUGCUGGCCCGGAGAAGGAAAGCCACCCAAGUUGGGGAGAAACCCCCCAAGGAUGAAUCCGCUAAUCAGGAGGAGCCAGAGGCCAGAGUCCCAGCCCAGAGCGAACCUGUGCGGAGACCUUGGGAGAAGAACAGCACAACCUUGCCGAGGAUGAAGUCCUCUUCUUCCGUGACCACUUCUGAGGCCCAUCCCUCUACACCCAGCUCCAGUGAUGAGUCAGACCUGGAGAGAGUGAAACAGGAGCUUCUGGAAGAGGUGAGGAAGGAAUUACAGAAAGUAAAAGAGGAAAUCAUUGAAGCGUUUGUCCAGGAGCUGAGGAAGCGGGGAUCUCCCUGACCACAAGGCCCCAGAAGAUCCCAUAUCUCCUUUCUGCACACCCGCCUGUUACCCCGCUUUCCCUGCCUCGACUUGACUUGGAAUUGGCUGAAGACUACACAGGAUCGCAUCUUCCCCACUCCCCCUCCUACUUGGAAAAUUCCAAAGGGGUGUGGCUUCCUUGGUUUCCCCCCCACGCCCACACCCAUACUGGCUGCUGAUUGGCUGGGGAGGCCCCCACCCUUUGCUCCCUUUGGUCCUUCCCCUCUGCCAUCCCCUUGGGGCUGGUUCCUCUGCUGGGGAUGUACCAAUUAACCCCACAGUAAGGGGGAAGGAAAGAGGGAAUUUCACAUUCCCUUGUUCUAGAUUCACUUUAACGCUUAAUGCCUUCGAAUUUUUGUUUUUUUAAGAAAAAAAAAGUAUAUAUAUAUAUAUUUAGGUUGGGGGGGGGAAGGGAAAUUUUGUUUCUCUUUGGUUUUGAUAAAAUUGGGGUGUGGGGAAUAUUUUUAAAUGCUGUACCCCAGGCUUGUCUCAUUCGGGGCAGCUAUAUAAGGGUGGGGUGGCCUACCAGGCUGGGGGCACCUCCCCUACCCUAACCCCAGGGAGCUCCCUUCCCUUUGGCUCCUUCCCCUUUUCUAUGAGGAAUUAAGAUGCUAUAACUUUUUGGAACCUCAGUUUUUUGGUUUUUUAUUUGGGUAGGUUUUGGGGUCCAGGCUAUUUUUACCCCCUGGGGAAAAUAAGAUGAGGGAGAAAGGAAAAGGGGAGGAAACUUCUCCUCUCCCACCUUCACCUUUAGCUUCUUGAAAAUGGACCCCAACGGAAUAAAUCUGCCAGUUUUUUAUAAAUGUGAAGAUUGCUGG
Enhydra lutris kenyoni (northern sea otter) is the source of this 2353-nucleotide messenger RNA. It is a transcript of the gene VASP, whose product is annotated as vasodilator stimulated phosphoprotein. NCBI's taxonomy places the organism in Eukaryota, Metazoa, Chordata, Mammalia, Carnivora, Mustelidae. The record is from RefSeq and is a predicted model, not a curated record. Gene Ontology annotation, biological process: actin polymerization or depolymerization; protein homotetramerization; positive regulation of actin filament polymerization. Gene Ontology annotation, molecular function: SH3 domain binding; profilin binding; actin binding. The transcript is spliced from 13 exons. The coding region runs from base 366 to 1514 and encodes 382 amino acids. Gene Ontology annotation, cellular component: cytoskeleton.